Molecule: messenger RNA, 720 nt
Organism: Emericellopsis cladophorae
Lineage: Eukaryota; Fungi; Ascomycota; Sordariomycetes; Hypocreales; Bionectriaceae
Product: Ubiquitin-conjugating enzyme E2-like protein
Exons: 1
Coding region: 1-720 (239 amino acids)
Molecular function (GO): protein binding
Source: RefSeq, a predicted model, not a curated record
AUGCCUUCCAGUCGCGACCGCCGCGUCGCCAAGGAGCUUAAGGACAUCCAGUCAGACCCGGCCGCGGGCAUCAGCGUCGAGCUCUCCGACCCCAGCGGCGCCUCGAUGGAGUACCUCCACGGCCACAUCUUCGGACCGCCCAAGACCCCGUACGAGGGCGGCAAGUUCGAACUGCUCAUCACGAUGCCCAACGAGUAUCCUUUCAAGCCGCCCCAGAUCACCUUCAAGACCAAGAUCUGGCACCCCAACGUCAGCUCCAUGACGGGCGCCAUCUGCCUCGAUAUACUCCGCGACAACUGGAGCCCCGUCCAGACCAUCAAGUCGGCCAUGAUGAGCAUCCGCCUGCUCCUCGAGGUCCCCAAUACCGAUGACCCCCAGGACCACGAGGUUUCCAGCCAAGCCGUCAAGUCGCCUGCCCUCUUCGCCCGCCACGCCCAGGAGUGGAGCAUCAAGUACGCCGGCGCCCCCCAGAAGCAGAUCGACCUGCAGGGCAAGUUCAUCGAGGCUCGGCCUGCCCCGACGCCCGAGGACUUUGGGGGCUACAACCCGAAAAUGGUCGGCAUCUGGACAGAUAUGGGCUUCCGGGUCAACAUCGUCGUCCAGGUUCUCAAGGAGCGAGGGGUCCCCUCGUUCAACGGGGAGCGGUACCAGCUGAGCGACGAAGCCAUCUCAGACAUUACCACCCGCAUAUUGGCCAAGAUAGCAGAGGAGGACGUAUGA